AUGGCGUCCACUUCAGCUCAAGCGAGCAAGUCGGCAGGACCGGUAAUUCGUAAUGGAUUCGUGAUUCCGAGCAUUCGACUCACCCCGCCACCCGACCGCCCUAGGAAGUCUGAGCCCGCACCGGACCAGGAUCUCUCCAACAAGACACUGUAUGUUCCCCUGCGCACCGACGAGAUUGGUUGGGAAGAGGGAGGUUUGAUUUGGGGUGGAAGAAGACCUGUGUACGCGUAUCCCACGGUCAAUCUUGUGAGUAAUUGAAAGAGAAGGCGAGUCCGGGGAGGUCAGCACGCUGAUCUCGCAUGCCUGCUGCUUUGCCACCUUCGCAGUACGGUGGGGACGACGAUCACAUUAUCGGCACAUAUCGAGGCGGGCCGAAAGGCUACUCGUUCUACAGCAUCACGGACUCCAAAUUCUCGGUAGCAAGCUCGGAGGACUGCGAGGAGAGGCCUCCUGGACGCAAAGCACCUACCGAGCGGCCACCGAGGAGAGAGACUGGCGAUGAGAUCGAAUCGGAUCCUGGGUCCCCCACGUCUCGGACGAGCACCGGGCAUUCUUCCUCAUCAUCUUCUGCGAGCACGUCUCGGUCAGACUCGACUGGCGCCACCUCGUCCAGCUCGUGCAAAUCGGCCACUGCUGCGCCUCCUACGCCGAUCAAGACGACGUGCGUUGAGACGUGCGCUGGGCCAUCUGCCUCUACGUCGGUGCUCGAGGGCGCUGCUCAGACCAGCAGUCCAGUCGCGACUGACGGUGCAGAUGAGCUACUCCAGGGGGCAUCGACUCCAUCUAGCUCAUCUGCAGCCUCUUCGCGCCGCAGCAGCUCGUCGGCUGAUGCUUCGGGCGUGGAUACAGGUGCGACAACACCCGUAGCAGACGUGGAGCAAGCUGCGUUUACUGAGGACGACCUGAGCGAGCGACUCAAGACGAAGCUCGCGUCUCUACAGACGUCGGACGACUCUGACGGCCCGCGGCCGACAAGGAAGCUUGCGCGCCGCGCGGGCUCUCUCGACCUUUCGACUGCGCAGGAGGAGAGGCAAGCUUUGACGAAAGGCGCCAGAGCAGGCCGAUCGAUCUCGCUAGACUUGCGCAGUCCGGGAGCUGAACGCUGCUGGCCGGCAGGAAGGGGAACUUCCGGAUACGACGCUUCAGGCGUCGCUGGACUGGAAAUGUCUAGUGGCUCCUUCUAUGAAGACCACUGCUGA
Messenger RNA from Ceraceosorus bombacis, 1199 nucleotides. The record is from the annotation of a GenBank genome assembly. Lineage: Eukaryota; Fungi; Basidiomycota; Exobasidiomycetes; Ceraceosorales; Ceraceosoraceae.